CUUUUCCAUGCAAUUCAGGCAAAGGUCGCGUAUACGCAACUCCGCCCCAUGUUGCAGCAAUUAACCUAAAUUCGCUGCAAUGCAACUCGAGCGGUAGUAUAUUUUUUAUUGCAAUAUAAACCAGUUCUAACAGCAAAGCGCAUGGCAUUCGGCAUUCAGUCAUAAAUCGAGCACAACAAACAUGACGCGCAUCAGUGGAUUGCUGCUUCUGUACGGUUUAAGCCUUUUCAGUGUCAUUUGCAGGAGUGAUGCUUUUUACGCGCGCAUCGUUAAUGGCACACAGGCUAAUGAGGGUGAAUUUCCAUUUCUGGUUUCCUUGCGUCGCGCUUCCGAUGGGCGUCACAAAUGUGGCGCUUCGCUAAUCAAUCGCGUUUGGGUGCUCACAGCCGCACACUGUGUGGUGAAAACAUUGCCGGAACAAGUGAAUAUUCAAUACGGCAGCAAUCAGUUAGAUGCGAAUAGCACCAAAGUGUCGAAUAUCAGUCGAAUUGUAGUGCACGAAGAUUAUCAACCGGGAAAUUUACAUGCCAACGACCUUGCGUUGCUGCGCCUGCAAACACCACUCAAGUUCGGUUCAAAAGUGCGUGCGGUGCAUUUACCGGCAGCGCAACAGGACACUGCGGAUGCAUCGCCCGCCGUCUUAAUCGGCUGGGGACUGAAUGCGACUGGUGGCAGCAUACAAAAACAUCUACAAAAGGUGCAUUUACAAAUAUUCAGUGAUGAGGAGUGCAGUCAACGUCAUGGCACUCAACUGCAUGCCACGACCAUUUGUGCUGGUGUGCCGGAGGGUGGUAGAGGCCAGUGUAGCGGUGAUUCAGGUGGUCCACUGUUGGUUGACGGCCAACAGGUUGGUAUUGUUUCGUGGAGUCGCAAGCCGUGCACACGGCCGCCUUAUCCGGGUGUUUUUACCGAAGUUUCCGCUUAUGUGGAUUGGAUGGCACAGACGAUGGGCAAUGAUCGGGAUGAUGGUGAUUGGGGCGAAAGUGAAGAGUCAUGGGAAGAACUAACCACGGGGAAUCUAAUUAUAGUGCGAAAUAAGAAAGGGUUAGGGCAGUAAAUGAACGGAAAAUUAUUGUGAUUUAUGCGAAUAAAAUGGGAGAAUGAAAAACGGAAAUGGAUUUGUAUGUUUCACAA
This is a messenger RNA of Anastrepha ludens (Mexican fruit fly), 1134 nucleotides long. RefSeq names its product trypsin. Lineage: Eukaryota; Metazoa; Arthropoda; Insecta; Diptera; Tephritidae. The transcript has 3 exons. The coding region runs from base 182 to 1057 and encodes 291 amino acids. Gene Ontology annotation, biological process: proteolysis. The record is from RefSeq and is a predicted model, not a curated record. Gene Ontology annotation, molecular function: serine-type endopeptidase activity.